Oppia nitens is the source of this 978-nucleotide messenger RNA. RefSeq lists its product as uncharacterized. The record is from RefSeq and is a predicted model, not a curated record. NCBI's taxonomy places the organism in Eukaryota, Metazoa, Arthropoda, Arachnida, Sarcoptiformes, Oppiidae. The transcript has a single exon. Bases 1 to 978 code for a protein of 325 amino acids.
AUGGUAUCGAUGGUUUGUGCGACCAAAACAAUUACCAUUAGUAGCACCAGUAGUAGUAGCAGUAGCAAAACUAGUGAUGAUUUGAUACCAUUGGAAACAUAUCAACACAGACAGCCACCACCACCGCCACCGCCAUCACCACAUGAAACAUCAUAUGAUCCGUCAGCACCUGAUUAUUAUAGCCAUACAGUUCCCUAUAACAAGUAUGACGAAUCGCCACCACCRCCGCCRUCAACCCAAUUGGAUUAUAUCAGUCAUCCCUAUCCGGUCCACGAAACGCCCAAAAGUGAAUACGUUUCCCACUAUUACAAUAAAAUGCCCAAAAAACGGAUGCCAUACACACAGUCKGAUGAACAGCCAUACUAUAGCCAUACUGGCUAUUCAGGCCAACCCUCUCCGCCAUCAUCACCAGCCAACCCAUCGUAUCCGGUCAGCUAUGGCUAUGGAGGUCAGUCACCGCCACCACCACCACCGCCGCCACAAAAAUACUCUCAUUCAAUGCCAUUGUAUUCAGACUAUGUUAAGUAUAAGCCAUACAAAAAAUAUCAGAAACCCGGCGGCGGCGCCCAUAUUAUGCACCCAUCGGUUAUGUAUCCCAUUGACGAGUACUACGAGUAYAAACCUAUCAUGAAAUCUUCACCGUAUAGCCAUCCACACCCGUCCCCUUCAUCGCCAUCCAAACAUUCAUAUAGCUAUCCAUUCAAACCCGAUACCUAUCAAUCACACCCACACUCACCACCACCACCACCACCGCCCCACUACASUAAGCCAUACCCAUCGCCAGCACCGCCACCACCACCACAUAGCUAUUACCCGAAACACGCCUACACCCAGAAAUACAUACCRACCUCUCAUCAAUCGCCACCACCACCRCCACCACCUCACGCCUCCUACGAUCCGAAAUCUGAAUACCCGCCAGUUAUCUAUGACGAGCCAAUAACCUAUUAUCCAUCCAAUGGUUAUCCGAAAAAGUAUUGA